AUGGGGGUAGAUUUUAGCUGGUAUAUCGCCUUCAUCUUCACGCGGGCACCAAAAGUGCGUCUGUCGACGCGGCUACAUGUCUUGUCUUUAGACUUUCGCCAGUUCGCCAAAGCCGCAUACCACUUCCGUGCUGAAAGUCCCAUUACGGCCAGCCUCGCCGCGAUCCCAAACCUAUUUCCUAGCCUAGAAUGCAUCCUUUUGGAUGGACAUACCGAGAUCGAGGCCCCUCGUAUCUUCCGAGGCGGCUUCUACCCUGCUCGGGGCCAGGGGCCUGUGCUCCUGAGCCUAGCCGGGUGUGAGACCCUGGUUGAAUCAAAGACCCUCGAGAGCACGUGGGCCUUCCCGGUCAAGUAUCUCGAUAUAUCGGGCCUUCCGGGGUCCUUGCGCCCUCUCAUUCAUUCCGCUGACCGGUUCCCACAUCUUUGCGUCUUAAAAGCCAGGAGGCGCGAGCUCGGGCCCACCGAUGCUAAUGACCUCGUGAGGGCCUUUUCGGGUACGCUCUGGAGCCUAGACUUGAGUGAUAAUCCCGUACCCGAUGUGGUGCUACGAGUGUUGGCGCCCUCGCUGAUGAAGGGCAAGUCGUUGCGGAACGACAAUUAUUUCGCGGCUGAGGGGGCACUGGAUACCUCACGUCGCGAGGGCAGUAACGUGUACGGUCCGUUUUACCACAUCAAGGAGUCAGGUUUCAGUGAUACCUUUUCCCACCCUGAUCGGUACUUAGCGGACCCUCCAACCUAUUUUCCUGGAAUGUACCUGGAUGAAAGCCACCGACCAGAGGCCGUAAGGGCGAACGGCCGGACGCCUAUCAAAAAUGAUUCCAUGGAGUUUCUGAAGCAAGCCAUCUUGGGAGAUGCCUCGCCGGUUGCUGCAAACGCCGCACUCUCGGCCGAAAGGGCCCGCCCUACUCUCUUGAGUCAUCUGCAUCUCUCCAACACGAAAGUGAGCGCCCUAGGAAUAGAGAGACUGGUGAGAGAGUCGCCGGGUCAGCUGGAACUCCUCGAUUGCGACUCUGCGCAGCUGAACAUUGAGAUCACGCGGCAAAGCAAAUGGCCCAAGUCCACAAAACUCUACGGCAUGUUGGGAUCGUCCCACGUGUUUCGGCCAGUCUUCUCCUCAAACCUGUCCGAGUUGAGGGUUCACCACUCUCUCGUGACCCAGAUCCCCACUCUAGAGGCUGAGGGGCUCUCGUCGCUGCACCGUCUCUGGCUCGCUGAGACGGUCAUCAGGCAAAGGUGCGAGAUGGCGUAUCCGCAGGCGUUCGUGCCCGACAUGAAUCCCCGCAUUACGUCUCUCACGCUUACGCGUAUUCCGCGCCGCUCUUCGGGUCCCCUAAUAGACAAGAUCGUAGGCUUGCUUCGGGCAGCAGCGGUGCAAGAGCGCACCAUUGCCGAAGCGACCACGUCAUCGUCGCGUAGGGCUCCCAUGAUGCUUCGGGGCUUGCGACGAAUCUGUCUCGAGUUCGAGGCCGAUCCGAUGGACGACCCGGGACGGUUUGCCACCUCGGCGGAUCUUGAUGCGGACGGGGUUUUAGACUUGAGGCUGGAUGCUGUGAGCUUAAAUCAUGGUGAGACCGCGGAAGACGCUGAUGCCCGGAAAACCGGUGAUGCCGCGUCGCCUCUUCGCACGAGCCACGAUGCCUCUACGGGGGCCAGCUUCUCUCGUUACGGCAAGGAAUACGUGCAGUACACGGCGCUGUGGGGAUCGAAAAGUUCCGAGGCCAAGGUGUGGGUGGGCAGCGGCAUCAAGAGCUCGAGCCCGGCGGUUAAUGCCUACCAAGAGCUUGUUCGGCGCAAGGAACCUAGCAACCAGCACCGGUAUGACUACCGGCGCGUCAUUGGGGCCGCGUCACCCGCGCACGUCGCCGCGGGCGUGCCGGCGGGCUCUUUGAUCUUUCUCGAUGCUUGGGAAGCCAUGAUCCUCCCUGAGGCCGUGGCCGCGGCACCGCGGGAGGAGGCGCUGGCGAGGAUGAAGGAUGUGUUGACGGAGCUGAAGAAGUACCGCGUCGCGACGAGGAAUGCCUACGCGGCGGAGAAGGCGAAGGCGGAGAAGGCGAGGAGAGAGGAGGAGGCGCGAGUGGGGAAGAUGGGGGUCGCGGGGCCGCGGUGGUGCCCCUGGGUUCGCCGCAUUACUUUUACACGGGGCGGUGGAGGUGAUUGCAAAGGAUAG
Messenger RNA from Parascedosporium putredinis, 2166 nucleotides. NCBI's taxonomy places the organism in Eukaryota, Fungi, Ascomycota, Sordariomycetes, Microascales, Microascaceae. The record is from the annotation of a GenBank genome assembly.